Molecule: messenger RNA, 555 nt
Organism: Symphalangus syndactylus (siamang)
Lineage: Eukaryota; Metazoa; Chordata; Mammalia; Primates; Hylobatidae
Gene: DYNLT2B
Product: dynein light chain Tctex-type 2B
Biological process (GO): microtubule-based movement
Cellular component (GO): cytoplasm; cytoplasmic dynein complex
Molecular function (GO): dynein intermediate chain binding
Source: RefSeq, a predicted model, not a curated record
CCGGACCGAGAAGCCCCGGCCAUGGCCACGUCCAUCGGAGUGUCCUCGGUGGGCGACGGGGUGCCUGAGUCUGAGAAGAACUCAGGGGAGCCCGAGAACACCUAUAUUCUGCGGCCUGUUUUCCAGCAGAGGUUCAGGCCCUCUGUGGUUAAAGACUGUAUCCAUGCUGUGCUCAAGGAGGAACUGGCAAAUGCUGAAUAUUCUCCAGAAGAAAUGCCUCAGCUUACAAAACAUUUAUCAGAAAACAUUAAAGAUAAAUUAAAAGAAAUGGGAUUUGACCGAUACAAAAUGGUGGUGCAAGUAGUGAUUGGAGAACAAAGAGGUGAAGGAGUGUUCAUGGCUUCUCGCUGUUUCUGGGAUGCUGACACUGACAACUAUACUCAUGAUGUUUUCAUGAAUGACAGUUUAUUCUGCGUUGUAGCAGCAUUUGGCUGUUUCUACUACUGAAUGAAUCUUUGAAAAGCUGGGAAAAGACACGACCAUGAAGAAAUCUGAACUUUUUAAUAUUGUUAAAUAUCUUGACAAAAUAAAGAUGUUAGUAGUUUGACAACUGAA